Molecule: messenger RNA, 1741 nt
Organism: Castor canadensis (American beaver)
Lineage: Eukaryota; Metazoa; Chordata; Mammalia; Rodentia; Castoridae
Gene: Mrpl37
Product: mitochondrial ribosomal protein L37
Biological process (GO): translation
Cellular component (GO): mitochondrion; ribosome
Molecular function (GO): structural constituent of ribosome
Source: RefSeq, a predicted model, not a curated record
CCCGCCAGACCCUGCGCGGGGAAAGAUGGCGACGUCCAGGUGGCGGUCUUGAGGAGACAGAUCGGUAUGGUGUUGGCUGCUGUGCCCGCAAAGCGGGCGCUAGCUGGCUCUGCGGGGCUCGGCCUGGGGGGCUUCGGGGCCCCGAGACGCGGGGCGUACGAAUGGGGCGUACGCUCUACGAGGAAGCCCGAGCCUCCACUGGACAGGGUGUACGAGAUCCCUGGACUAGAGCCCAUCACUUACGCGGGGAAGAUGCACUUCAUGCCCGGGCUGGCGCGGCCGGUCUUCCCGCCUUGGGACCGCGGCUGGAACCAUCCAAGGUUCCACCGCUCGCCCCCGAUUGAAGAACAUUCGCUGUACAAGGACCAGACCUGCUACAUCUUCCACCAGCGUUGCCGUCUCCUCGAGGGUGUGAAGCAGGCCCUGUGGCUUACCAAGACCAAGUUAGUUGAAGGACUUCCUGAGAAAGUGCUUAGUCUUGCUGAUGAUCCGAGGAAUCACAUUGAGAACCAAGAUAAGCGUGUUCUGAACAUCAUCUCUCAUGCCCGUCUCUGGCAUUCCACUGAGGACAUCCCCAAGAGAGAGACCUACUGCCCGGUUAUCAUGGACAGUCUGAUACAGCUGUGCAAAUCCCAGAUUGUCAAGCACCCUUCUCUGGCCAGGCGGAUCUGUGCCCAGAACUACUCAUUAGCUACCACCUGGAAUCGAGAGUCUGUUCUCCUUCAGGUCCGUGGUAGUAGUGGCACCCGACUGAAUGCUAAGGAUCCUCUACCCCCCAUUGCCUCCAGAGAGGAGGUUGAAGCUACCAACAAUCAUGUUCUUGAGACCUUCUAUCCUGUAUCUCCCACUAUUGAUCUUCAGCAGUGCAAUGUUUAUGAUGUGAAAAAUGAUACAGGAUUCUGUGAGGGCUAUCCUUACCCCUACCCCCACACCCUAUAUUUCCUGGAGAGAGCCAAUAUACGGCCACAACGCUUUCACCCAGAUCAGCUGCGGGCCAAGAUGAUCCUGUUUGCUUUUGGCAAUGCCCUGGCUCAGGCCCGGCUCCUCUAUGGGAAUACCACCAAAGUCUUGGAGCAGCCCAUCGUUGUGCAGAGCGUGGGCACAGAUGGACGGGUCUUCCAGUUCCUUGUGUUGCAGUUGAACACCACAGAUCUGGUCUCUGAUGAGGGCGUCAAGAAUUUGGUGUGGGUGGACUCAGACCAGCUCCUCUACCAGCAUUUCUGGUGUCGCCCAGUGAUCAAAAAGAAGGUGGUGGUGGAACCUGUUGGGCCGAUUGGUUUCCAGCCAGAGACGUUCAGGAAGUUUUUAGCUCUGUAUUUGCAUGGUGCAGUGUAAACCAAGAAUGUUCUGUGGCCUGAUGCCCCCUGGCCCUUUGAAGAGCCUUCAUCCUGGGCAGGCAGUGUCCAGGAUCUGGCUGGAGCCUCCACACUUGCUUGGUCUGGUCAUCUUGCUAGUUAGUAAUAAAGAGCCCUUUUGUUGCCUUGGAACCUGUGUUGGUGUGAGGGUACUGUCAGAAGAGGUACCUCUGUCACAUGUGGGCCACACUGUGUGCUUUGUCAUCGUCCCUAUAUCCCCACCCCCUGGCAAGUGGAGGCCCUGCCUCAGCAUAAGAUCAGCUCUGCCCUGGACCCAUGUUUGGACCUUGGACCUUUGAUAAGUGUCUUUCAGUUUCUUCAUCUGGAACUUGGGGCUAGCAUGAUUUCCAUUAGUUUUUGAGACAGUGUCUUACUAUCACAGGAAG